Molecule: messenger RNA, 591 nt
Organism: Symbiodinium pilosum
Lineage: Eukaryota; Dinophyceae; Suessiales; Symbiodiniaceae
Source: the annotation of a GenBank genome assembly
AUGAUCCCUCUUGAAGAUGUCUCUAUGCUGGCUGUGGCAACCAUGCUGAUCUAUAUUACGCUUAGCGUGUUCACCAUUCUGAACGUCGUGACUGGUGUGUUUGUAAACACGGCCAUCGAACGUGCAAGCGCUGACAAAGAGAUUGCGUCACUCAAGACGCUCCAGAAGCGGAAUGAGCAAAUGCAAGCGCUUCAGAGCGUAUUUGAGGAGAUGAACCAAGAGAGGGGCUCGGACCAGCUGAAGGUCGAGGACAUCGAAGCAGCCGUGAAUGUGGACAAGUUAGACUCGGUUUUAGAAUCGCUUGGCAUAUCUACGGAUGAUGUGAAAACUUUGUUCAGCCUGAUCGACACGGAUGGCAGUGGAGCGAUAGACCUGCAAGAGUUCGUGUCGGGAUGUAUGCAACUGCAUGGCCCAGCGCGCAGUAUGCAACUGGCGAAGAUGGGCUAUGAGAACAAGCGCAUCGCAGCAUCCUUGAAAAAGCUCUUGAGCCAGGUCAAGGACAUGCAGCGGAAGAUGAACGCAAUCAUCUCAGUACGUACAGCUGUGCCGAUUACGGCGGUGCCCGCGCACGAAGACGUCAUGUACAUUUAG